Messenger RNA from Ceratotherium simum simum (southern white rhinoceros), 1119 nucleotides. It is a transcript of the gene PEX11A, whose product is annotated as peroxisomal biogenesis factor 11 alpha. Gene Ontology annotation, cellular component: peroxisomal membrane. Gene Ontology annotation, biological process: peroxisome fission. The record is from RefSeq and is a predicted model, not a curated record. NCBI's taxonomy places the organism in Eukaryota, Metazoa, Chordata, Mammalia, Perissodactyla, Rhinocerotidae.
UGAGCUCCGUGCGACGCGUGGGUCUGGGCUGGGUGCCAUGGAUGUCAUGGACGCCUUCACCCGCUUCACCAACCAGACCCAGGGCCGGGAACGACUCUUCAGAGCUACUCAGUACACAUGCAUGUUGCUUAGAUAUUUGUUAGAGCCUAAAGCUGGCAAAGAGAAGGUGGUAAUGAAGCUCAAGAAAUUGGAGUCCAGUGUGAGCACUGGCCGUAAAUGGUUCAGACUCGGCAAUGUGGUACAUGCUGUACAGGCGACUCAGCAGAGCAUUCAUGCCACUGACCUGGUGCCCCGCUUAUGCCUAACACUAGCCAACCUGAACCGUGUGAUUUAUUUCAUCUGUGACACCAUUCUCUGGGUGAGGAGCGUAGGGCUCGCCUCUGGCAUUAACAAAGAGAAAUGGCGAAUGUGGGCUGCCCGCCAUUACUACUAUUCUCUCCUGCUGAGCCUGGUCAGGGAUCUGUAUGAAAUCUCCCUGCAGAUGGAACAGGUUGCACAUGACAAGGCAAAGGGGGAGAAAUCAUCAUCCCAGGAUCCUCUUGGGUACAGCGUGGCUGAUGAGGAAACAGAAUGGCUUCAGUCCUUUCUCUUUCUCUUAUUCCAAUCUCUGAAGAAGCAUCCUCCCUUGCUCCUGGACACGGUGAAGAACUUCUGUGAUAUCUUGAACCCUCUGGACCAGUUGGGGAUCUAUAAGUCCAAUCCUGGCAUCAUUGGACUUGGAGGUCUUGUGUCCUCUAUAGCAGGCGUCAUCACGGUGGCAUAUCCACAGAUGAAGCUAAAGACCCACUGAGGUGGUUUCAGGCUGAAGACUAGUCCCUGCUUUAACAGAUGGCCUCUUAGCAGAAUGGAUGUUUGCCUUAGGCACAGAUGGUGUCCUACUGUCCUUAAAGACUUGUUCACCUGAACACGUAGUGACCUGUGAAGUGUGCAGAGGUGGGGCCAAGAAUGGAGAAUGGGAGAGCGUGAAGAUUUAUGUAUGUUUUUUAGAGUGCUGGAGUGACUUGUGAAUUUCUGAGUAUUUUCCCUUCAUCUAACAUUUAGUGAGCAUCUCUUAUGCACGUAGUAGGAGCUUAGUGUUUGCUGAAUGAAUAAAAAUUGAAAGAAAAAAAUUGAAAAAGG